Symbiodinium sp. CCMP2592 is the source of this 1320-nucleotide messenger RNA. The record is from the annotation of a GenBank genome assembly. NCBI's taxonomy places the organism in Eukaryota, Dinophyceae, Suessiales, Symbiodiniaceae.
AUGUGCAACAGGCUCCUUGCUUUCUACUAUCCUGGUCGGCCAGCUCCUUGUGACGAGCUUUGCAAGGCGCAAUUUCUUGGCAAUUUCUUCGAUGCCCGGGUCACUCUUGAGAGAGGCCGCAAUAGAUACAUGUUUGAGAACGUCGAAGCCGCAUACCAAGCUCAGAAGUUUUGGCCGUUUGUCAAGGAGUUUCAAAGUAUUUCUGGAGAAGAGGCAUUCAGGCUGAGUCGGCAGCUGCAGUGGGAUGGAAAGGCUCUGGCAAGAGAGGCUGACAGGCUGAGUGCAAUGAGAGCAACCCUUGCACUGAAAUUCUCUCCUGGCUCCUUCCUUGCCCGGAAGCUGAUAGACACGAGGAGUACUUUCCUGUUGGAGCACAACAGCUUCACAGGUCGCGAUGGCUUCUGGUCUGACAACAGCGACGGCACUGGAAAGAAUUGGCUUGGUGCAUUGUUGAUGCUUCAGCGCAUGGAUCUCCUUAAGGGCAAAGAGGAAGAUCACUGGGCAGAGUGGUUGUUGAGCAAUGUACACCCCGAAUCUGGCACUUUGACACCCGACUGGCGGAAGGUAGUCGGGCUGGCGCGGAACGCCCUGUUCGAAAAAUUGAGGACCACAAGCAGUCGGCUUGGAAAGCCUAGUCCCGAAGCAGCACGCAUCAGUAAAGGACCGCAGCGCCAGCUCCCUGCACCGUCCGCACAAGCUUGCAAUCGUCAGAAGGCUGAAUCUCCGGAAGAGCUUGGCACUGACGUGCCCGAACGGGUACAGUGGUGGUCCGAUGCAUCGGAGAGGCGCAGUGCGGGCUCGAAGUGGCAACCGUUCGCCCAAGAAAUUGGCAGGAAGCUCGAGGAAGCCUAUCAGGCCUAUCAGAGCGAAAAAGGAAAGGGACAAUGCAGCUACAAAAUUGGCUCUGAUCCAUACACGGUGACCUUCGCCCGAAGACCUAUGUACCAAGUGAACGACCAGACGGGCAACAAGCGAGACGUCAUCAGAACCUGCGCAGCGGCAAAACCUGAGGUAGCUGCUGACAAUAUGUGCGGGCAGCAAAGUCGUCCGAGUAGCACAAGCGUGGCAAGCGCUGCUGCGAUGAAAAGUGUAGCAAACUCGACCAAGCCACAGUGGAAGUGGCGGUCAACGCAGGUGGGGCAAGGUUGGGUGAGCUUUGGCGCAGACGAGAAUCUGAAGAUUGAGCUGGCGCGCUCCUCGAAGCAGCCGGAUGUGCAGAUCACAAUCGAAGGGAGAAUGGGUACACUUAGUUUUGAUGCCUUGGAGAUAACACGGCCCGGCCGGCCUCCUCUCAAGGUCCAAUGUGCUUCAAAGCUGUGA